UGCUACAGUCUGCCGUGUUGGAACAGUGAAGAGGAAGAACGAUGUGCUGAGAUAGGCAGGGAUGGUGGAAGGGUACGGUCAUGUGGAGUAGGAGAAAACAGAGGCACAGACAUCGGAAUGCCACAAGCUGUCUCACUGCUGACUUUUCUGCUGGCGCUCAUGGGAUACGCUUUGGCAGGGCUCAAUAUCUGGCCCUCCUUCCACGUUGCCCUUAGCAACGCCAGCGUAUUUGUGGACUUCAGCACAAAAUCCAAUCGCAGUUCCAAUUGCAACACGAGUCUGUCUCUGAUCAACACAGAAACCAACACCAGCCUCUUCACCAGGACUCUCCCUAACGACCACACUGUGGGUCGGGUGGAGUUCAACUGUUCAUGCUUCCUGUAUGCAGGAACUUUCCGGUUCCUGCUGAGGCAGACCAGCAUCACUGCUGUUUCUCAUAGAAAUGGGACAAAUGGCGGUAGUAGGGAGAGCACAACCUGGUGGUGGAGUUCAGAACUGCAGGUGCAGUGGCCCACCUUUCACAUCGCUGUAGAGAGGGCUGGAAACCACUCAGGAUCUUUUCAGGUCAGGAUAUCCACCAAUGAGUACUUUCAGGCUUGUUCCAGCGGCCUGGACUCUGCUCUCUUCCUAGAAGUCAAUUAUAUGGAAUACAACCAGAUUGGGCGAAACAGCAUCAACAAAGUCCGAGCCCGCACACGACAUCCAAUUAAACCUGUCCGUUCCCAGAGCAUUGAGCUGUCAUGUGCCUUCCCCUUCACAGAAAAGGACUUCAUACAAGUGGCUCUACGGUCUCCUCAUACAACACAGGAAGUGAAGAGCGCUGGGCCUCUCUACUUGUCCCGUAUCUUUUCCUAUAAGCUACUGGUGGAAAAUGCCAACAUUUAUAAGAGUGGUUGUGAAGGGACUAUGACUGUGAAGCUUGUAACCCCACCGUGUGCACACAUUGAUGGGAAAGUUUUGCUGUAUAAGGAUGCUGGUGCUGGAAGAGGGGUUGCGGUUUCCACUGGGAUGGGAGCAGGAGGAACAGCACUGAUGGGGUUCAGACCAGAGGAACCGUCUUCUCCUCAUUUGGCCUUUAACUGGCUGACUCGGGGGGAGAAUGAGACAGAAUUCAACUGCUCUGUGUUUUACCCAGGGAGGAAUAAAUACUGCUUCCGUUUUGUUUUCAACUACAGUAGCUCCCCUAGUCCAGCACAGACCUGUUUGGUGGUUCACAGGAGUGCAGACUCAUGGGGCCCCUGGCAGCCAUGGAGUGUAUGUAGUGUGAGCUGUGGAGAAGGGAUGAGGGAACGGGUGCGGGAGUGUUUGAUGCCAUCAGGUGUGGGAGAGAUGCACUGCACUGUCAAGGAGAAGGAACAGUCCCUCUGUUCACUGGAGGAGUGUAUCGUGAUGCCAGUUCCUUCUCCAUCCCUCCCUCCUGUUCUUGUUGGAGUUGCACCCCUGGGUGGUAACAUGGUUGUGGUGGUUGGUAUAUCACUUUGUCUGGCUGCGAUUCUGGCCACUAUUGUGGUAACGGUGUGGAGAAAGCUUUGCCAGACCCCUCAGUGCAGCUCUGUCCGCAGAGGGUCCAUGCAUUCCCCUGGUGGACGCAAACUUUCUGAUGAGGCCUCCAUUUGUGGGCACAGCCUCCAAAGACCUAGCCUGUCUGACAGCCAUAGCCCACCAGUGGGCAUGAGUGUGGGUGUGGCCCAAAAUGGCAUGCCUUCCCUGGGCAGUCAGCCUCUCCCACAGACCCUGGUGAUUCCUCUCUCACAUGACCCAGAAAGGCUGUCUCCCACAGGUCUGAAGAUGUUGCCACCCAUAUUUGGGUACCGGUUAGCUCAGCAGCAGUUAAAAGAAAUGAAGAAGAAGGGGUUAAAGGAGGCCACACAGAUGUACCAUGUUUCUUCAAGCCCAGUCCAUGACACCUUGGGAGAGACAUCCGCUUCCCCCACCAACUCCCCCGUUCCCACACCAACUGGAUUUGCUCAAUCAGCGUUACCUUUGGGCCUCCAAGGCGACACCGAUCAUAGCCAUUUACACGUUGCAGUUUCCUUUUCAGAGUUGCCAACACAGACCUCUAGGAUCACACCAGAUAGACUGAGUCCAAGAGUGGAGCUGGUCUUAGGCCCUCCCAUUUCUGGACAUGCAAGUCGGGGUAGCUCAAAAUGGCUUGACCGCACUGCUGACUGGGUGGAGAUGGUAGAGAGGAGCGGGUUAUCAGGAAUGGGAAAUUCAUAUCAUAAGAAUCCAAAUUUCCGCCGGACCUCCAGUUUUAAUGACACUAAACCCCAGUUUCCAUCUUCUGCACACUCCAGACACUUCAGAGAAAGGAGCAUGACUCAGGUGGGAUCUCGGACUCUUCCUGAAGGAAGCUGUUGGACCAAAGGAGUGAGGGAGAGGCAGCCGUACUGCUCUUACCCCAUUCCAGAGCAUGGGGCCUCAGAAUGGGCUAAAUCCGGACCCCAGAGAAAUGACCAGAGGAGGCCCUGGAUAGAGACAGCUGUUCCUUCUCUUAACACUGAACUCAAACACACAGGAACCAACACAAACAUCACCUUUGAAAAAAAUGCUAAAGCCAACCUCAAUGGAACUAGGGAAAGGCAAAGGGGUGGUGAGACAGGAGGUAGAGGUGGAGAGGGAAUCUCAGGGAUUGGGGGUCCAGCCACGGUGACUUCCAGUUCUCGUGGAAUGAACCAGCUGAGUGUGGAUCGGGCAGAACGGGCUGAGCAGAACUGGAACCGCCGCGGCCCAUCACCUAUACAGAGGAACAUCCUGGCCCGGAAAUUAAAGGAGGCUCAGUCCUUUUCCGCAGUCAAAGGGCGUCAGCGCAGCUCCACCUUCAGUACGUCAUCCUCGGAGCAGAGGAAAGGUCGCUGCCACUCUCUGCCAAUGUCUGGAGACUACAACAACAGUGACGGCUCUCCUUUCAGGCUGAGUGAGGCAGAGCAGAGGAUGUUGGACCUAGAUCUGCCCUCACCAUAAUAGAGGAUUAGAUGAGACAGGUUUGUAAUACCACACAAUGGAGGAACUGUUAUUGCCAUAUGCAUACAGUAUAUUCCUAACUUAAACCCUCUCCACUACAGCUCUGACAUUAAACAAUACACAGGUAUCAGAGAGGUUGGUUAGAGAUUUAGGGAGUUUGCACAUCUGUGGGAAGGAAAGUAAAAAUAAAGAAAAGAUGUUCAAGUUAAUUCAAUUUAUAAAAAAUGUUUUUCUAUUGCAUUUUUAAUUGUACUUAUUUUAAUAUUCAAUAUAAUAUUUCAAUAUAGGCAUUAUAAUUGAACAUACUUUUGUCCAGUUUGUCAGAAUUUUGCUUUUUUCACUGUAUACAACCUUGUAUACAGUAACUAGUGUACAGUAUUUGCUAUAUUAACUCAUAUUUAACAUGUCUGUAAGCACUGUAAAACACAGGAUCUAUCAUUAUUCAAAACACCACAAAAAGAGGUUAAUCUUAUUAUUGUACACUACUAAAUGUGCUGUUUUUACCAUGCUGUGAAAUCAUACUGUGCUGUAGUGAGACAUAGUUUACUGUUAAGGGACAAUUUGAAUGUGUCAUUCAGACAAAAAUCCCUCCUUUGAGAACGAGUGUGAUCCAAGCAAUGUUGAGCAUUUUCAUGUGUUUCAUGUUUUCUGUUGUGUCUUGUUGCGAUGCUUGAGGGCAGUCACCUAUGAACAACGAGACACUGUGGCUGAGAUGCAAUUUGUUUUAUUGUUUGAGUAAUAUCAUACAUUUUAAUGAUAUCAAGUGCCUACUGGAAAACAGGAGUCACUGUACUUUUGAUAACUGUCUCAGAUAAUGAAGUAAAGGGAGACAUUAAAAUAUAAAGAAUUGAAACAUGC
Scomber japonicus (chub mackerel) is the source of this 3822-nucleotide messenger RNA. RefSeq names its product thrombospondin type-1 domain-containing protein 1. The coding region runs from base 118 to 2964 and encodes 948 amino acids. The record is from RefSeq and is a predicted model, not a curated record. Gene Ontology annotation, cellular component: cell periphery. NCBI's taxonomy places the organism in Eukaryota, Metazoa, Chordata, Actinopteri, Scombriformes, Scombridae. The transcript has 8 exons.